CAAGAGAUCAGCCAGAUGUUUCACACCAGAGACUCUCCAACAAGCAGUGCAGGGAGCACUUCCUAUGAAACACCAGCGCUAUCAGACCUCCAGCGGCUCCUUUGGUUUAGAGGAGGGUCUGAUAGUCAUGUAGACCAAGUCUGGCCGAAUAUUUACCUCGGAGAUGCGUGGGCUGCUAGGAGCAAAACUACUCUUCAAAGCCUCAACAUUACUCAUAUCCUUAAUGCAGCAGAUGGGCCAUAUAACAUCAACACAGGAGCCAAAUAUUACAAAGAUCUACAAAUAGAGUACUAUGGAAUAGAAGCAUUUGAUGAUCCUUCCUUUAAUUUAAGUAUCUUCUUCUACGAUGCUGCCAAUUUCAUCAGCAAAGCCUUAAACACCUCAGGAGGUAAGGUGUUUGUUCAUUGUGCCAUGGGGGUGAGCCGCUCAGCAUCUUUAGUGCUUGCCUUCUUAAUGAUCCAUGAAAAAAUGACAAUCGUGGAUGCUCUGAAAACAGUGGGUGCUCACAGAGACAUCUGCCCAAAUCCAGGGUUCCUCAGCCAGCUCCGGGACUUGGACAUUAAACUAAACGAAGAGAGGAACGAAACCAGAGCAUCUGCUACCAAAGAGCUGUAA
This is a messenger RNA of Melopsittacus undulatus (budgerigar), 615 nucleotides long. Its product is annotated as dual specificity protein phosphatase 13-like. The transcript has 3 exons. Lineage: Eukaryota; Metazoa; Chordata; Aves; Psittaciformes; Psittaculidae. Bases 16 to 615 code for a protein of 199 amino acids. Gene Ontology annotation, molecular function: protein tyrosine/serine/threonine phosphatase activity; MAP kinase phosphatase activity. Gene Ontology annotation, biological process: protein dephosphorylation; negative regulation of MAPK cascade. Gene Ontology annotation, cellular component: cytoplasm. The record is from RefSeq and is a predicted model, not a curated record.